Messenger RNA from Sphaerulina musiva SO2202, 993 nucleotides. RefSeq lists its product as uncharacterized. Bases 1 to 993 code for a protein of 330 amino acids. Lineage: Eukaryota; Fungi; Ascomycota; Dothideomycetes; Mycosphaerellales; Mycosphaerellaceae. The record is from RefSeq and is a predicted model, not a curated record. Gene Ontology annotation, cellular component: membrane. The transcript has 2 exons.
AUGGGAAUCACAUUUGUCUUGGCUUCUGCGUAUAUGUACUGGCAAAAGACACCCCAUUUCCCCUUUGGCGCACCAGAAGUUCGCUCACUGUUGGUCGCUCGAGGGUUUUGCGGCUUCUUCGGGGUCUUUGGCAUGUAUUACAGCCUGAUUUAUUUGCCACUGGCCGACGCGACAGUGAUCACUUUUCUUGGACCCGGCUUAACUUGCUGGGUGUGCUCGAAAUUGCUCAAAGAACCAUUUACCAGGGCUGAGAUGAUUGGGACUUUCGUGUCGUUGAUAGGUGUGCUGUUCAUCGCUCGUCCUACAUCUCUUCUCCAUGCCUUCGGUCCUUCUGCGCACAUGUCGGCGCCAGAAUCUCCUGGAGCAAAUGCUGGUCCAAAUCCGUCUGAUGCCAGUGAUUAUGGCAGUAUCACUCCUGCGCAACGUCUAGAGGGUGUCGCUGUGGCAUUGCUGGGUGUUUGUGGGGGCGUAGGUGCCUUCACCACUAUACGCUGGAUUGGCAAGAGAGCGCACGCUCUUCUCACAGUCAACUAUUUCGCGGCGUGGUGCACGUUCGUGAGUCUGGUCAUGCAAUUCGCUUUCCCUUCGAUUGGUUUCUUGCUGCCCACAAAUUUGAAAGAUUGGGGACUCCUGAUAUUCCUUGGAACGUCCGGUUUCAUCAUGCAAUUCUUACUGGCAACUGCUCUGUCGUAUGAAAAGUCCUCGCGCGUGACAAAUAUGAGCUAUACCCAACUCCUUUUCGCCCUUGGCUUCGAGAAAGUCGUAUUUGGGCACACCCCUGGCAAAUUAUCCAUCAUAGGCUCGAGCCUGAUCCUUGGGUCGGCGAUUGUGGUGGCGUAUCAGAAGAGUACUUUCGAGAGCAAAGAGCAUCCAGAAGAGAGUGGUGCGCAAGGCGACGAAGAAGCACAAAGGGGCCUAAUCGCCAACGUCGAGACUGGCGAAGAUCACGAACGGUUGCCUUUGCAAGAUAUGCAAUUGACGACUUUACGCUGA